UCGCACCGCACAGGUGUCUUCCAAAUCAGCUGUGGGUGGUGUUCAAUUACAAUUUAAUCGUUUCGUUUUGUGUUCUGGUGCUGGGAACUGCGAUUUAAUUCAAUUAGAGGAUUGGACAUGUAGCACAGCUGGACCAGAAGCCAACAUGAAAGAAGUGGGCAUCGCUCUGCCCAAGUCCCGUGGCGUUGGCGUAGGGGUACUUGGAGCCUUCCUGUUGUGCUUCAUUUUCUACUACUUUUACGGGGGUUACAUGACGUUGGCGCUCUUCGCUGGAAUUAUCCUACUGAUAUUCUACUACGCCCAGGAUCUGCUUCUAUACCAUCCGGACCUGCCGGCCAACUCCCGCAUUUACGUGCCCAUUCCGACGAUGCACAACCUGCCCCACAUCACGGUCAGCAUCAAGACACCCGACGAUGUCACUCUGCACGCCUUUUGGAUAAGUCAGCCGGAGGAGCGCUCCAAGUCGGUGCCCACGUUGCUCUACUUCCACGGCAACGCUGGCAACAUGGGACACCGCAUGCAGAACGUCUGGGGCAUCUACCACCACCUACACUGCAACAUUCUGAUGGUGGAAUACCGCGGGUACGGCCUGUCGACAGGUGUGCCCACUGAAAGGGGCCUGGUAACUGAUGCAAGGGCGGCCAUUGAUUACCUGCACACCCGCCACGACCUGGACCACUCGCAGCUGAUCCUCUUCGGGCGCUCCCUGGGCGGAGCAGUGGUCGUCGACGUGGCCGCCGAUACCGUGUAUGGCCAGAAACUAAUGUGCGCCAUUGUGGAGAACACAUUUAGCAGCAUACCGGAAAUGGCCGUGGAGCUGGUCCAUCCCUCUGUGAAGUAUAUACCAAAUCUAUUGUUUAAGAAUAAGUACCAGUCCAUGAGCAAGAUAGGCAAGUGUUCUGUUCCGUUUUUAUUUAUAUCCGGCCUUGCGGACAACUUAGUGCCACCGCGCAUGAUGCGUGCCUUGUAUACCAAAUGCGGCAGUGAGCUGAAGCGCUUGCUUGAGUUCCCCGGAGGAUCGCACAACGACACCUGGAUAGUAGACGGGUACUAUCAGGCUAUCAGGGGAUUUCUGGCCGAGCUGCAGCAGGAGCCGUCGCCGCUCCAAAAGGCGCCGGAGAAGAGCAAUGUCUGGGUGGAGCUGGAGCAUAAAAUUAUUGAUGUAUAGCUCCUAGACCCGAAUACAUCAAGUGUUCAAUUGACUGUGUUAACACUGCGAAUGGUUUAAUACUUAUAUACACAACCACAUAAUAUUAAUCUGUAUAUGACAGGGUUUUAAUCCAGACGUUGCUAUAUGCUAUGUUGCUUUUUAUGUGCAGAGAAUAACGUGCUAGCGAUACGGCUGUUAAUUUAUAAUAACUAUGAUAAUGCGCUUCAACAAUUGAAUCCACUUAAAAACCCGAAUUUUUUCCAAACUCCUAUCUGUGCGAAGUUUAUUUGUACUGAUCUAUUUAAAACUACAAUUUGACUAAUAUAUAAUUGACGGCCUCUGAAUAUUAUGAAAACUAAUCAGUAUUUCACAAAAGAAUAAUCCCAUUUUCUGGACUGAUUUUUAGUUUGCCAGAUUUGUCCAAAAGAGCUUUUAUCCCUAGCACGUUUACAUUUUGUGCUGGUUCCAUUUUUGAAAUGUUAAACUAUUUAAUUGUUAAGAUUGCGAAGGAAGCCAGAAAAUUAUCUUAAGUUUAGACUUAAGUAAACGAAAUUGGGUAAAUUGAUAAACAAUAAACAAUGCAAACAAUUGCAAGAAUAAACAAA
Messenger RNA from Drosophila gunungcola (fruit fly), 1755 nucleotides. It is a transcript of the gene Bem46, whose product is annotated as protein ABHD13. Gene Ontology annotation, molecular function: palmitoyl-(protein) hydrolase activity. The transcript has 5 exons. The coding region runs from base 146 to 1168 and encodes 340 amino acids. NCBI's taxonomy places the organism in Eukaryota, Metazoa, Arthropoda, Insecta, Diptera, Drosophilidae. The record is from RefSeq and is a predicted model, not a curated record. Gene Ontology annotation, cellular component: membrane.